Messenger RNA from Dreissena polymorpha, 3566 nucleotides. RefSeq names its product major facilitator superfamily domain-containing protein 1-like. The coding region runs from base 117 to 1571 and encodes 484 amino acids. Gene Ontology annotation, molecular function: transmembrane transporter activity. NCBI's taxonomy places the organism in Eukaryota, Metazoa, Mollusca, Bivalvia, Myida, Dreissenidae. The transcript has 13 exons. Gene Ontology annotation, biological process: transmembrane transport. The record is from RefSeq and is a predicted model, not a curated record.
UUUUUGUGAUCGAUUAUAUAGUCCAUUGAGCAGAAAAGGAAGGUUCAGAAGUCAACUUAACAUAUACGACUAAGAUUACAUAGACUCGCGCUGUUGCUGUGGUGACACAUCUGAGAAUGGCGAUCCACGCGUCGAGUCGUUUUUUCCGGUUCAUAGUGCUGUUUUUCAACUGCAUGUUGACAUUCGGUUCCUACUUCUGUUUUGAUAUGCCCAGUGUUCUUCAAGUCACCUUUACAACAAUUCCGGAAUCCAACUGUACAGAGGCAAACUCAACUGCGAACGUGAGCCGUCACUGCAAUGUGACGUGUGAUGACUGCCUGGGAAUGUCCCAGGAUGACUACAACCUUCUCUAUGCCAUAUAUGCCUGGACAAAUGCUGUUGUUGUCAUAGGAGCAGGUUUUCUGAUAGAUAAAUUAGGAAACAGAGUGGGCCUGUUCCUGUUCUCCUUCCUGUGCGUUCUUGGCUCGUCCACAUUUGCUGCAGGGGCCAUGUUGAAAGGAACGUCGGCCAUGUUGCCUGUCAUGUUGCUUGGGCGACUGCUCUUUGGAUCCGGUAACGGCUCCCUUACUAUUGUCCAGAACCGUCUGACAGCAUACUGGUUCCGAAACAAGGAGCUAGCUCUCGCAUUUGGUAUCACGCUGGCGUUCUCUCGUCUCGGCAGUGUACUAAACUUCUUCCUAACGCAGAACUUUGAGGCAGAGUAUGGACUGACUUGGACAUUGUGGGGAGGUGCCAUGCUAUGUGGCCUUGGAUUUCUAUCAGCCCUAACAGUCAGUUUCCUGGACAUCCUUGGAGUGAAACAACUGGGGGACGCUGACAACCUGCGAUCAGAGUCCAAGAAAGUGCGUGUGACCGACAUUCGUUACUUCUCCCUGUCGUACUGGCUUCUUGCUUUGACCAUCAUGUUCUUCUACAACGGUGUGUUCCCAUUUGUGGCUGACUCAAGCAAUUUCAUCCACAAGAAGUAUGGGUUCAGCCCGCGGACAUCAUCCUAUAUGUCUGGUGCAGUGUAUGAUGUUUCCAUGGUUCUGUCCCCCUUCCUUGGUGGACUUAUUGAUAUAGUUGGCAAGCGUGGAUAUUUGGCCCUCAGUUGUGCUGUGGCCACCAUACCAGUGUUUGGACUGCUGGCUUUCACCAUGGUGUAUCCGGUUGUGGCAACACUCUGGCUCGGCAUUACAUACAGCUUUGCUGCGGCUAGCAUGUGGCCCUCCAUUCCCCUGGUUGUGAACCCAGCCACCAUUGGUACAGCCAUGGGCCUCACUACCUCCAUACAGAUGAUUGGCAUUGGCAUCUCCAACCUGGUUGUGGGACAGAUCCUCGGCAAAGGCCGGGAUGUGCCAGUAAGCCGUUGGAACUUUGUGAUGAUGUUCCUCCUUGCCAAUACGCUAGCCUGCAUUACAGCUUCCCUCUUCCUCAACAUCAACGAUAGACGCAAGGGUGGCGUGCUGAACCUGAGCAGGAAACAGAAGCAGGCGUUGACUGAUGGAGGCAAGGGGACAACAGUCCAGGCUGCGGAUGGGGACUCCUCUAGCGAGGAUGAGCGUGAACCCCUGCUCACCAACAGGAAGUAGGGGCCAGUGGAGCUGUAAUAGGAAUGGGCCCUAGCUGUGGAAAGAGGAUUGGGGGGGGGGGGUAUUGAACAGAUAAUAGGCCUAAAAUUUUCGGAGGGCAGAUGGGCUGGUAGGGAAUGUUGCAACAGGAAAUAUGUCACGCAAAGUGGCGCAGGGAGGGGUUAUGUAGGAUCAAUAAAAUAGGUUCUUGUGAUAGAAACUUGUUUAAUAGCUAAUUGUAUGGAAAUUUAAGUGUGACAUUAUUCUUUUUAAUUGCUGAACUGUGUUUGAAAAUUAUUAUUUUGAAGUGAAUUGUUAAUGUAAAAUAUAUAUGCUUCUGAUUGGUAAUGUAUGAUUAACACAGUUAUGAAACAAAUGGUUUGAAUAAUAGUGCAAUUGUUAUAUUUUCAAAUUAUAUGUACGGAUGUUAAAAAUGUGUGUGGUUUUCUAUUAAAGAAUCUGUAAUUUUUGCCUGGAUCUAACCUGUGAACUUUGUUUUUAUGUCCCGCAGUCUAUACUAGGGGACAUACCCCGGUAUUGUUUUUGCCCUGUCUGUUGGUACAUGUAUGUUGGUUUGCGUCAAACUUUAACAUUGGCCGUAACUUUUGCAAUGUUGAAGAUUGCACCUUAAUAUUUUGCAUUCAUAUGUAUCUCAUGGAGCUGCACAUUUUGAGUGGUGAAAGGUCAAGGUCAAAAGUCAAUUUUUGCAACAUCCAAGAUAGCAACUUGAUAUUUGGCAUGCAUGCUUUCUCAUGGAGCUGCACAUUUUGAGUGGUGAAAGGUCAAGGUCAUCCUUCAAGGUCAAAGGUCAAAUAUAUGGGAGGGAUAUUGUGUUUCACAAACACCUUGUUUUGGUCUAUGUUUAAUUUCUGGUCAUUUUGUCUUUUGGGUUAUUUGUUAUGUUUAACAUAAUCAAAUAUAAGUAAUUAAACUUAUUUUGAAUGCAAUUCUAUAAAAGUAUGUGUCAAUUAUGCAUUCCCAUUUUAUUGUGUGAGUACUGUCUAUGGUGUAUGUACAGAUAUGUUGAUAUAAACAAUAUAUUGUUCAGACUAAAUGCUUAAUGUUAUUUGGUUAUUUGGACUACAAUUUGUAAUUGAAGAUGAAAACUUUCAAUUGACAAAAUUAAAUGUCUGUUUAUGUGUUGUACUUGUUUAAAUGAUUGUGUUUUAAAAAAAAAACAAUAUGAAAUUCUAUAAUAAAAUAGUAAUAUGGUGUUAAAUAUGUAUAGUGCCAUUUGUGAUUGUGUUUGACAGUAAUAAUUCUCUUAUUCUGUGAUAAAUAAUGCUUAAAAUGGUUGAUUUUGUUGCUUGAAAUGUGUAGGUUAUGUGAUUAUAUAUUUUUUCAACGUUUUUUUGUUUCACAAUUAUAUGUUUAUAUUUGAUCAAUGUUAAUAUAAAUUAAGGUUGUAAUGGAUCAAAAUAAAAUUACUGACAGAUCAAAAACAUUGUGCCACAGACUGACAGCUGUUUAAAAUGGCAAAUUUUUGUUUAAAAUUUCAUGAUAAUCACACAUUUGUAGUCUUUGUUAUUUUAUAGUUACAAAUGAAGUUUAAUACCGUAGUCAUUUAAUAGUAUUGAUAGAAAGAAAAACAUAUACAGAUUUUAGCAGUUGAUUGAAGUUUUAUUGAAAUUCAGCUUUAAAAUGUUCAGAUCUCGUUUUGAAUUGUGUAUUGUACACUUCAUUAUAUGUAUGUACAUGUAUAUCUACUUAUAAGUUUUGCAUUGUGGACCCAAUCAUAAAACCUGUUACUUCCUUUCAUAUUUGCAAGUAUGUUACGUUUUAUGGCAGUUUUGAAGGUUAUUGGCAGUUCAAAAAAAUGACAAAUUGCUGGAAAUUCAAAUGUGUUAACUAAAAGGAUAAUUAUAAUAUUGUUUAAAGUAUUAAUGUAUUGAGAGUGUAAAAUCCAUCACAAUCAGUUAUUUCAGUCAGGUAAGAAAAAAAUGUUGUUUGUAUUUUAAUUGUGCUACUUACAAUUAAUAUGAUAUAAUACUCAGUAGUCAAUAAAUGUAUUAAUGA